Messenger RNA from Xiphophorus hellerii (green swordtail), 3006 nucleotides. It is a transcript of the gene g3bp1, whose product is annotated as GTPase activating protein (SH3 domain) binding protein 1. Lineage: Eukaryota; Metazoa; Chordata; Actinopteri; Cyprinodontiformes; Poeciliidae. The transcript is spliced from 12 exons. Gene Ontology annotation, molecular function: mRNA binding. The record is from RefSeq and is a predicted model, not a curated record. Bases 158 to 1633 code for a protein of 491 amino acids. Gene Ontology annotation, cellular component: cytosol; ribonucleoprotein complex.
UUCGGUUGCGGAGGUGAGACCGGUAUCCGGGCACUCUAGCACGUUGUGAAGCCACUAGCUCUCCGACACCCUUUACGGCAAUUCAAAGAAUCAACCGAUUAAAAGGCAGCAGUUUUUAAUACAACUGACCAGUUGAGAUUUCCAGUCGACCAAAGAAAUGGUGAUGGAGAAGCCAAGUGCCCAGCUGGUCGGGCGAGAGUUUGUCCGACAGUAUUACACACUCCUGAACCAGGCCCCAGACUACCUGCACAGGUUUUAUGGAAAGAACUCGUCUUACGUGCACGGCGGCCUGGACAGCAACGGCAAACCACUGGAGGCUGUUUACGGCCAAGCUGAGAUCCAUAAGAGGGUGAUGGCUCUGAGUUUCCGUGAUUGUCACACAAAGAUCCGACAUGUGGACGCCCACGCCACCCUGAACGAAGGCGUGGUGGUCCAGGUGAUGGGGGAGCUGUCCAACAACAUGCAGCCCAUGAGGAAAUUCAUGCAGACAUUUGUUCUGGCACCCGAGGGAACUGUUGCAAAUAAAUUCUACGUCCACAACGACGUGUUUCGCUACCAAGAUGAGGUGUUUGGUGACUCGGACUCUGAACCCCCAGAAGAGUCUGAAGAUGAGGUGGAGGAGUUGGAGAGGGUCCCGUCUCCUGAUGUGGCCCCAGAGGAGUCGGCCCCCUACUACGACCCAACAGCUUGUUCAGAACCAGCGGCUCCUGGUGACGAGGAGGAAGAAGCCGCGGUGAGCCCAGAACCGGAGCACGAGGCGGAGAAGGAGGCGGAGGUUGCGGAGGUGGAGCUGAAAGUUGAGGUGAUGCUGGAGACGCAGACAGAAGCGCUCACGAUUGAGGAUCAGACAGAGAAAAGCCCCUCCACAGCCACCGCCCCCACCACAGAGCCUGCGCCCGCUGAGGCCACGCCUCCUGCUCAAGAGGUAAACAGGUUCUCCUGGGCACUGGUUACCAGUAAGAACCUUCCUCCCAGUGGGGCUGUCCCAGUCUCAGGAUUCCCUCCACAUGUAAAAGCCACUCCCACAGCACAGCCAAGAGUGGAAGUAAAGCCAGAGACCCAGACAGCACAGAGACCGCAGCGGGACCAGAGGCCGAGAGAACAGCGGCCCGGCGGUCCUCCACCCCCCAACAGGGGGCCGAGGCCAGUUCGUGAAGGUGAGCAGGGUGAGGUGGAGGGCCGCAGGAUGGUCCGGUACCCAGACGCCCACCAGCUUUUCGUGGGAAACGUUCCGCAUGACGUGGAUAAGACGGAACUGAAGGAGUUCUUUGAACAGUACGGGAAUGUCCUCGAGCUGCGGAUCAACAGCGGCGGGAAGCUCCCAAACUUCGGCUUUGUGGUGUUUGACGAUUCUGAACCUGUACAGAAAAUCCUCAGCAACAGACCCAUCAAGUUCAGAGGUGAUGUCCGUCUAAACGUGGAGGAGAAGAAAACCCGGUCGGCCAGAGAGGGCGACAGGCGAGACAUGAGGCCCCGUGGUCCAGGAGGCCCCGGCGGCCCCAGAGAGCGAAUAGGAGGCGGAGGGGGACCGAGGGGACCCCCGACUCGUGGCGGCAUGUCACAGAAACCCAGCUUUGGUUCUGGACGGGGCGCCGGGACCGCAGAGGGCCGCUAUUCUGCUCCUCGUCAGUAAAACCCCCUGGAGUUGGAUCAACUGUCGUUUUUGAGUUUUCUGCAACAGGAACUGAUUGGAAAAAGCUAAAUUAAUGAAACAAAACAAACAAAAAAAAAAAAGAACCUCCCUUUACAUCCAGGAGGGAACAUCGGCAGGAAUUAUAGAUUUGGAGUCAGGAAUUUGGGUUGCUGCUCAUGCGUUGCCUAACUUCUGAUUUAUUUCUGCAUUUUUCUGUCUCCUAAAUGUUUUCGGCUCAAGUUUUUGGUCAAACUUUUAAACAUCAAGUCACAUCUGCUGAAUUCAGGCGGCAGAGUCAUCCGUCUGUUUGUUCCAAAGCCGCUCCCCUUCCAACACAAACCUUCCCACCCCACCGCCAGUUCCACAGCAGAGUCCCGCCUUUCCACACUCCAGGGACUCAUCUUUACUGUUCAGGGAGAAAACUGUUGGAUGCUGAGACUCAUUUAAAGAGACAGGAGUGCUGAUGCAGACGACAGUUUUUAGCAUUCCCACACAAGGAGUUCUGAAUGCUUUGCAAGUUUGCCGUCUCAACUUUUAACCCCCACCAAAAAACUCUCGGAAUGUUUUUUUUUUUUUUUCCUGAUCGUCUAGAGAAACCAGAAUGGAUCCACCAUAACUGCUGUCUGCAUUUUCUCCUGAAGCUGAGUCGCUCCUCCGGUGAACAGCUGUUUCCUCUCAUUCUGAUGGCGCUCCCUCCUGAAUCCAGACAUCGGUUUGUGCAGGAGACAUAACCAGCUCUGCAGUUGGAUCAGCCCUGGAUGUUUUUAUUGCUUUCACCUGUUUUUACCUGGACUUUAAGUCAACUUAUUUUGCCAUUUUUCAUUGCUAAACUUGAAUUUGUUAAAUCAGAACACAAACACAUGAAAAGGGUAAAUACUACUUGAAUUGGGGAUUUGUAAACCCAGAUGUUUCGCGUUCUCUCUCCCUGUUUCUUAAAGGAACGUGUACUUUUACUGCUUGGGCAAUCCUGUGUAUUGCUGCCACCGUUGUAUCUAGCGAUGGAUCUGUCUUUUUAUUCUAUCAGGUCAAAGAGCUGAAAUGUUGUAGUUUUAUUUUAGUAAUGUCUGAAUGGAGCAUGUAUCAAAACCUGUCAGACUUGUACUACCGAUGCACUUCAUUUGUCAUCUGAAAAAUAAGCUCACAUGCCGAUGAGAGAACUAAAUUAAAAGCGAUUUACUGUUUUAACCUCGUUUGGUUUUUGUUUGCCUAAAAUCAAGGUUUGCAAUGCUAAUUAGUUCACACAGCAAGAUUUUUAUACAGAUUUUUGUCCCAAGUUCUCCUACCAAACGUAAUCAGGGACAAAUAUCUGUUUAUGGUUUUCAUCAGCUGUAAACCAUAAUCAUCUAAAUUAAAAUAAAGUGCAUUUCAACACA